Messenger RNA from Paramecium pentaurelia, 1074 nucleotides. The record is from the annotation of a GenBank genome assembly. Lineage: Eukaryota; Ciliophora; Oligohymenophorea; Peniculida; Parameciidae.
AUGUUAUUAAUUAUACUACUAUUAAUAAAUGCAUUUGCAUUUGUGCAUAAACAAGAGUAAUACUUGAUGGACUUAUAUAAUAAAAUGAAUGCAAUAAAGGAAUUCUUAUCUUAAUUGGAAUAUUACACAGCAUUAGAGAAGUUAGAAAUCAGAUCAAAAGAGAAUAUUGAAUUUGAAGAGGAAAGUCUAGUAAUAUACAAAGAACAUUAUUAAGAUGUAAACAUAAAAAGAUCAUAUUCUAGUUUAUAAAUUCUUUCAAAUAAUAAUAGACAUUUAAUAAAAAUGAAUAGGAAGAUAUAAAAUUGUUUUUAAGAGAAACAUUUCCAGAAGUUGUAGAAAAAAUAAAACGUAUAAUAGCAGAUAAAGUAAAUAUAUAAUUAAAAUUUAGGAAAAAUUAAUUGAAGGAGAUAUAAAAGAACUGGCUAAACUUAAACGUUAAUAAUAAUAAGAAGAUAUAAGUUAAAGAUUUGAAGAAUUGAAUUAUCUACAUAAGAAAAUCUAAGAAGGUAGAUUAAUCAAUAACGAUUAGUUUUGGAAUAGAAUGAUGAAUAAAUCAUUUAUAAAACCUUAGAAUUAUUGGAAUCAAAGAUUAUGAUAGGUUCUUUUAAAUAGAUGUAAAGUUAAGAGGUAGAUUUCUUUAUGAAGAGUGUUGAUAAACUUUUCAGAGAAAAAUAAAAUUUAAAUAAGAAAUAAGAAGCAAUCCAAUUACUUAGUAUAAUGAGUAGUGUAAUAUCAGAAUAUCUUAUUAAAAUGAUGAAUGAUUAAAUUGAAUCUUCUUUUGAUUUAUUAGAUAAGGAACUCUUUUUUACAGAAUCUAAAAAUACUCAUUUCAAUGCAAAAGAAUAAUAUAUUAAUUUAUUAAGUAGAUUAGAUUGUAAAAUUAUUAUUUUAUUUUAAGAAUUUCAUUAAUCUAUUUGGAAACAAAUGAUGGACUUACCAUAAAAUAGCUAUUAAUUAGAAAUAGCUGAAAAAUAAUUUGAAUAAGCAUUAUAAAUAGGAAAUCUUGCUAUAUCAUAUCAUACAUAAAUGAAUGAAAUGAUAAAAGCAAUGAUAGAAAGGUUUUUGUAAAGAUGA